CAAGCUGGAAAAACAACGGCACGCGCGCCUCCCAAUCAUUUGGGGAUUUGAGGAUUUGAGGAGGAUGUCGCGCCCUUUGACGAAGGAUUACCGCACGGCGGACUUCGAGCAGCUGAGCAGGAUGAUCAAGGAGCAUCCGCUGAUGAAGGAUGCCGGCGCGGAGCAGCAGCAUCUCCACAAGCUCCGCACUCCGGAGUACCGAACGAAGUGCGUGAUGCGGGCUUCCUUGGAUGACAUUGCCCUGGGGAUCAAUCUCUACAAGCUGCAGCUGGACAAGCCCAUGUCGCCCACCUUGGAGGAACCGGAACCGGAUUAUCUAAAGGAGCCGGCUGCCUCCGCCCGCUCCGCCCACUCCGCACGUCCUCCAGCCACGCCCUUCAUCAAGGUGCUGCUCCGAAAGAGUCCCAUCGUGGUCCUCUUCGAGCGUCGCAGCAUGACCGCCCUGGCGGACACGGAGGAGGGUCGCCAGGUGAUGGAGGACAACCGGAAGUACGACGAGCUGCUCUCGGGAACGGACAAAACGCGUAGAACCGUGGAUGCGGACACCCAAACCAUGACGGCGCUGAUGAAGUCCAGGCUGGUGAACACCGAGCGGCUGACCACCGCCCAGCUGGGUUCCUAUGUGUCCAACUUCGAGAUGUACGACACGUACAAGGACCUGCAGAAGUCCACCACGAGUGUCCAGGUGCAGGGCGAGAAGAAGCUGGAGAUAACCACCUACCACGUGGACGGAGUGGAUCAGUUCGUCGGCAUCAACAGUCUGCCCGGCUUCCGACUGGCCCUCAUGCUGACCAUGCGCAUCCUGGCCAGCAAUGUGUUCGAGCCCCAGCAGCGCAGGUACCGCAACAUGGCGCCUCCCGAUCCCUUGGCUGAGGACGUGAAGUUCAAGUACCGGCUGGGCCUGCUGUGGAGACUGAGCCCACCCUCGUCCAGUCCCAAGGUCCACCAGGCGGUGAGCGACAUGAGCUUCUGUCCCAGUAACGGGGACAUCAUAGCGGUGGCCUACGGGGUGUAUAGCCACGGCAAGAUCGGACAGCUGCCCAGAUCCGGAUGGGUCUACGUGUGGAACAUCAAGAACCCUGUGAACCCGGAACGACGUUACGACUACCAAGUGCCCGUGGUCACUGUGGAGUUUUCACCCACCCAACCCCAACUGCUGGCCAUUGGACUGCACAAUGGCGGUGUGGAGGUGAGGGAUAUUUCUGGACAGAAUCUGCCCCCACUAGCUGUGUCCCAGCGCUCAACCUCGCCCCACUUCGAGCCAGUCACCGCCAUCAAGUGGAUCUACUUCGAGGGCGACGUUGGGUCCAGGAAUCCGCACAUCACGCCCUUUCUGGCCACCUCGCAGGCGGGAGCGGUGACCAAGUACCGGCUGAUCAACAGUCCCAGAAUGCUGGGAUUGGAGCAGCAGCGCUUGCAGCGGGCGGAGGGCGAGCUGGAGGGGAUUCCCAUAGAGCGGCAGCCACCGGCGGCCUCCCUGCUGGCCAACAGGCAUCCGCAGUGCCUGGAGAUAGUGCUCGAUCCUGUCCAGGCGGACAUAUACUACGUGCUGACCGACGAGGGCACCCUGUACAAGUGCUCCACGAACUACCCGCUGCAGCAUCUGGAACUGAGGCAGGUGCACGAUGGGCCCGCCGCCUGCAUGGAGUUCUCUCCCUGGUCACCGAGGAUGUACCUCACUUGCGGCAGUGACUGGUGCAUUCGAAUCUGGCUGGCUGGCAUCCUGCUGCCCAUCGUGACCCUCCAGCACCACCUGUCCCCGGUGCACUGCGCCCGCUGGAGCCGCACCCACUCCACCAUCCUGGUCUCCCUCAGUCGCAGCACCGUGGACAUCUGGGACCUGCGCAACAGCACCAUGAAGCCGGUGUCCUCCACUGCGAUAGAUGCCGACAUCUUCUACACCACCUUCAAGUUCACCCACUGCGGUCGCUCGCUGGCCGUGGGCAACGAGGCGGGCAACCUGCUGAUGCUGUCCCUCGAGGACAUGCCCUUCCCGCCGCACUUUCAGUACAAGCAGCUGAAAAGAGCCAUCUUCAAGGCCCUCUCCAUGCAACCCGAUCUCCGCAAGCAGGUGAGGAGCGUCGGAUACUUCGGCUACCCGGGUGGGCGAAAGCAAACGAGGGCUUGAUUAGUUCCACCACGCUAUUAUAGACCUAAGCCACAUGUAUGUGUACCGCGAUAGACACAAA
This is a messenger RNA of Drosophila erecta, 2189 nucleotides long. Its product is annotated as WD repeat-containing protein 78. Gene Ontology annotation, cellular component: axonemal dynein complex. The transcript is spliced from 4 exons. The record is from RefSeq and is a predicted model, not a curated record. NCBI's taxonomy places the organism in Eukaryota, Metazoa, Arthropoda, Insecta, Diptera, Drosophilidae. The coding region runs from base 65 to 2128 and encodes 687 amino acids. Gene Ontology annotation, molecular function: dynein light chain binding; dynein heavy chain binding. Gene Ontology annotation, biological process: cilium movement.